Messenger RNA from Fusarium venenatum, 1719 nucleotides. RefSeq lists its product as uncharacterized. The record is from RefSeq and is a predicted model, not a curated record. Lineage: Eukaryota; Fungi; Ascomycota; Sordariomycetes; Hypocreales; Nectriaceae.
AUGUCGGGAUUCGAAAUCAUCGGUGUUAUCCUUGGGGGGCUUCCACUAUGUAUCGAGGCUGCGAAAGCUUCCAAGCCCAUCUACAAUGCCAUCGAAACAUGGUGGAAUUUUGACAGAAGAUUCACCGAGCUGGUGAAUGAUAUCAGGGGUGAACUGCUAAUAUUUAGUCAAAAUAUCACGUUGUUGAUCAAGAGGCUUGGCAUAUCAGAAAGAGAACAGCAGACACUAUGGACUUCUCAGCAAUUCUGGAGUCAUGAUGACAUUAAUGCGAAGAUCAAGGACCACUUGGCCGAUUCAGUGCCGCAUGUACAAGAGUUGUUGGAACAGCUUCAAGGAUAUUUCAGUGCUCUCUUUGCAAUCUUGCCCAUUUACAACAACCAGGUUAUCCUACCAUCGCCCGGCUCUUCUGAAUUUGAAGCUUUGCGGCGGCAUGUUAGCUUCUCUCAUCAAAGACAUGAAAUCUUUAACAAGAUUCGAAAUAUCAACGAACAGCUCUGGGUCAUUUUCAGAAACGCCAAUGACAUUCAAGAAAUAAAUUUGAAGAAUCGUAGCCAAUCUAUCCAGAGCCCCGCCGACCUCUCGUUCUUCUCUAACCUUCAGAGAGAAUCAAGUGUAUUUUACAAGACAUUAAAAGCUCAGCUCAAUUGCUCUUGUCAUCUCGCACAUACAUGCGGAAUUUCUAGUCAGUGGAGCGGGUCGAAAUUUGACAUUGACAGCAUAUGUCUCAGUUUCUUGGCAGGCAAUAGCACGCCAAUAAAGCAAUUCCAGUGGAAAAUGGAGGCAGUACAUCGAAAAGAGAUCGGAGCACCUCUUGAGGCAGAACAGCGGCCUGAUAAAGUUGUUCUGAUCAAUCAGCUGGGUCAGGAAAUGAAACAACAGAAGCGGAAGGAAGAUGGCCUGAAAGCAAUGAAGAAAAGAUCACCCGCGACACUGGCUCACCAAACUUUAUCACUGGUAACUGGUUUGACGAACAGGAAGUCCAAAAACACUCAGCCGAACCAAACGACGAGUUCUAUCACUGAUAUAUGCCAUUUCAUUCAGACACCACCACCUCUCGACGAACAGUUUCUGGGAACGAUUGAGGCCCUUGACCAUGAUCUCCACCUCUUUUUGGAGCCAAUAUACCAGAUGAAACUGUUGGAAUCUCAGACAGAGACAAUCGAUGAAUUUCUGAGCAAAACACCAAAACUUAGCACGCGGUUACGAAUAGGCUUCUCUGUCGCUGUUACACUCCUUGCUCUUGGCGCUUCAGCUUGGGUCCCUAUAGCCUGGAGCCGAGAUGAUAUCAUUAUGAAGCGUUAUCAUCUUGCCCAAAGCCAGGAUUUGACCUUUGGCCCUUACAUCCAACACUCGUCUCUUUCAUUCACCCUCGCAGAGACGCCGCUUCAAGUCAAGUACCACAGUGAGAUGACUGUAUUUUCACUCGGAGUCCUGCUCCUAGAACUCUUCUAUCGCAAACCGUUAGAGGAGUCACCAUACUGGGCUAAAUAUUGUGUCAAUGGCAGACCAAACGAAAGUACCGAGUUGAAAGCUGCGUUAGCAUGGAAUCAAGAUUUGGCAAAGGAUCCAGUCCUGCGAGACGGUCUGGCCGAGCCAGUGAGAAGAUGUUUACAGAUGUCUUUCAAAUCAAGACCAGAUUUAGGAAGUAGUGAUUUUCUUCAGGAUGUUUUCGGGGCAGUUAUAAAACCUCUGGAGCAGUUUAUCGACGACUUUGAAUGA